Molecule: messenger RNA, 669 nt
Organism: Clupea harengus (Atlantic herring)
Lineage: Eukaryota; Metazoa; Chordata; Actinopteri; Clupeiformes; Clupeidae
Gene: cnmd
Product: leukocyte cell-derived chemotaxin 1-like
Exons: 3
Coding region: 86-487 (133 amino acids)
Biological process (GO): negative regulation of endothelial cell proliferation; negative regulation of angiogenesis
Source: RefSeq, a predicted model, not a curated record
ACGCCAGACAUAUGGUCACUCGCUAUUCUGGGAGGGCACUUUCUUAAUUUGAGGAGGCUUCAGCAACAGGAGUCAAUGCGCUACGAUGGAGGAAAGUUCGGACAAGAUUCCUUUCACCAAGGUUUGUCCUGUGGAUCCGGAGAAAGGUUUCUCACCGGCACUCGCUGCGACGCUGAAGCCCCACAGCACCAGUUGUUUUUGGAGAAUCGGCACCAUCGCACUCAUCGCGAGCACAACCCUCAUGCUGCUUGGAGCAAUCGGGGGCCUUUACCUCUGGAAAGUCAGCGACAAAAAUGUGUACAAUAUUCACUACAGCGUGAGCAUUAAUGGGAAGAUUGAAGGGGGUUCCAUGGAGAUUGACUCUGAAAAUAACCUGGAGAGGUUCAAAAUCGGCAGCGGAGAUGAAGAGGCAGUAGAGAUUCAUGAUUUCCAAAUUGGGAGUAUUUCUGAUUUUAUUCUUGAUCUUAUUCUUUUUCCAAUUAGAUGAUAGUUUUAAGGGAUUUUUUUUUGGAUGCACCUGUUUGUGAGAAGUGUUAUAUCUGCUGUGAUCCCUUUAGUAGGGAGUUACCGGGAUCCGUUUCUCUGGAGCAGAGAAGUGUUACAUCAAAUCCCAGAUCAAAGGCAACCUUCCCGAGGUGGAGACGGUGAACAAGGACUCCUUGAGGAUUG